AAAUCGACAAGCUCGGUCAUUUGGCGGGCACCGAGACGACGAAACUCGAACGCUCUCCAAUGGAACCAGAUCUCCUCAAAUCCUCCCUCUUCUACGCCGAUCAGCGCCUUUGCUCCGCCGAGAUCCUCUCACCUUCCGAAGUGCGGGCAAGAAUCGAAGUCGCCGUCCUCAAUUUCCUCAAGAUCCUCACUUCCCCGACCCCCGCUAUCCCCGCUCUCGCUCUGGUCUCUUCCCCCCUUCAAGUCCUCCAAAAAUGGUUCUUGUGGUGAUGAACGUCGGUAGCUUGUAAUUUAGUUCAAUUGAUUGUUUAUUGCACUGAAUUUUAAUGGAAUACCGAGCAAAGCCAGCUUCAUGUUGCCAAGUUUAAAUUCUUAUGAGAACUCUGGUUGUAUUGAUGCUUGUGAAGCAAUAGGAAGCUAUGUUUACAACUCUAGCGUUAUUGCUCUGCUCUUGUACGUAUCAUGAAAUGAAAUGAUCUAAACAUUUGUCCAUCUUGUAGUUUAAACUUUAAAACAUUAUUUCCUUGCUAAUAACCUAUGGAUCAACAGAUAUUUGAUUGCCAUCUCAAGUUAUUGGCUAUGUAAUUGGUUUUAAUCUGAAGCAAAAGAUCCCUUAAUUCUACUUUCUAUAUAUAUAUCAACUGUGACUGCAUCGAUGCUUUUGCAAACCAGUCAGAAGCUAUGGUUAUGAGUACCACAUCACUCAUUCGUUUUGUAUAGUAUGAAGAAAUUAUAUAAGUGAUAUGCUCCAUACUGUUGAAGAACUCUUAAAUUGCUUUUAAAUAUUUCAUUGGCCAGGCAAUCCUGUGAAUUAUUCUGGCAUUCUCAUUAUCAAAACAAUUCAUGAUAAAAAAUGCACAUGAUUUAUUAGUAGAACAUUCAUGGAUUACACAUUUAUGAUGUCAAUAUUGUUGUUGGCAGAGGCAGUGCUAAUAUUCUGUUGCUUCUGUUUCCUUUCCAUGUUUGUUUUUACACGAAUCAGCAAAUGUGAAUUUUGAUAAUUUCACAAAUUUUCAUCUCCUUUAAUAUUAAAAUUUCAAUUAUCUGGAAUCUUUCCAAACUUUAUGCUGAAUUUUCUCCAUAUCCCAUAUUCUAACUCUUACUCUCAGCUGAGUAAUUCUGGAGGCCAAAUUUGUGAUUUUGCAUGAAAUAAAUUAAUCUUGACAUUUCAGCCUACCAUACUGCACAAGUUUUCCCAGAGCGGUUACCCUAAUCAUGAUUUGAAGCAUAAUUACCUCAUUGGUACAAUAGGUUAGUAGAAGGUCAGAUAAUAGUUGGCUACGUCAUGGACUGUUGAGUGAUGUUUCCUCAGUCUUCCUUUCUCAUUCCUUUUGUAUGAGGUCUCUCACAAGAGCCAAUGAUGCCAAGGCCUUCAUUAGAGUGUGGAAGGUCAUGGAAAUGUGUUUUCGGGUUCUGCAUCACGGAAAGCUAGUCACCCAGAGGGAGCUCUUUUAUAAGUUGCUCAGCGACUCGCCAGAAUUCUUUACUUCUCAGUGUCAAGUCAACAGAACAGUGCAAGAUGUCGUUGCAUUGCUUCGUUGCACUCGACGGAGUCUAGGUAUCAUGGCAUCCAGCAGAGGUGCGAUCAUUGGGCGCUUACUGUUGCAGGAGCCAGGUGAAGAGAUCAUUGACUGCUCUGUGCUUGGACAAGCUGGACAUGUCAUAACGGGAGACUUAAAUUUGUUGAGCAAACUGGUUUUCCGUUCAGAUGCUCGAUUUAUUAUCAUAGUAGAGAAGGAUGCAAUUUUUCAAAGGUUGGCUGAAGAUGGCCUAUUCAAUCAGAUACCAUGUAUUCUGAUCACAGCUAAAGGAUAUCCUGACAUUGCAACAAGGUUUAUUCUACAUCGACUAAACCAGAAUUUUCCAGACUUGCCAGUUUUGGCAUUGGUGGAUUGGAACCCAGCAGGGCUGGCAAUACUAUGCACCUAUAAGUUUGGAAGCACAACUAUGGGUUUGGAAUCAUACAGAUAUGCUUGCAAUGUUAAAUGGCUUGGACUACGAGGAGAUGAUCUGCAGCUUGUACCUCAACAUUCAUUGGUCCAACUGAAGCCGCGUGAUCUACAAAUAGCCAAAAGCUUGAUGUCAUCUAAGUUGCUGCAGGAGCCCUAUGCAGCAGAGUUGACAAUGAUGGUUGAGAUGGGCCACAAGGUGGAAAUUGAGGCUCUGUACUGCCAUGGUUUUGAUUUCUUGGGGAAAUAUAUUGCAGGGAAGAUUGUACAAUCCGAUUAUAUUUGAUGAAACUAUGCUAAUUUGUGGUUACCUUUUAAAUUUCAUGGCAUCAGAAUGCACUGUUCUUUUCUCUUUUUGACUUGAAUGUGGUUGAAUAUAUAAAAUUUAUUUGAGAGUU
Messenger RNA from Phoenix dactylifera (date palm), 2346 nucleotides. NCBI's taxonomy places the organism in Eukaryota, Viridiplantae, Streptophyta, Magnoliopsida, Arecales, Arecaceae. The record is from RefSeq and is a predicted model, not a curated record.